AUGCACGAGCCGAAGCAGAACGAGUGGGCGACCAAAAUCGAAAUCCCCCUUCUUGAAGAAGAAGAAGGGAUGACCAUUAAUUUCGCGCUUGAAAUUUCCACCAUUCACAAAGGAAUCGUUUUGUUUUUCAGACAAUUGAGGACGAACAGGAAAAAAGGGAAUUUGCAGAGGAAAAGAAAAUCGCAAAUCUGCCGUAAGCAAGGCACCGCUGAAGAUUCCAAGUUCAUCGAGGCCUGGAAGAAAGUGAUGCCGAAUAUGGAUCCACCGAAAACCCCCUCGGCCUACAUGGCUCCUCGCCCGCCGACCCCAUCCACAAUCCCUUCAAAGCUGACCGUCAAUUUCGUUCUUUCGUACAAUUCCGUGUUGUCCGGCAAAGAGGUUGAUAUGGUCAUUAUCCCUGCAACUACUGGACAUAUGGGUGUCUAUUAG
Molecule: messenger RNA, 429 nt
Organism: Striga asiatica
Lineage: Eukaryota; Viridiplantae; Streptophyta; Magnoliopsida; Lamiales; Orobanchaceae
Source: the annotation of a GenBank genome assembly